AUGGAGACACCAAGGAACCGCAAACAGCGCCGUGCAGCAGCGGGUCCAUCCUCAAAGAGCGACGAAUUCGAAGUUCCAAUGGCCCAUCCUCCACGCAACGAUCCAACGAACAAACCCACCGUCGAGCGAACUCUAUAUGACAUCAUCGCAGAGCGACAAAGUGGCCUCAAUCCAAAGGAGGCCACGAACUCAGCUUCAGUGGAAGCACAGGGCAUACCCCCACAGCCAGCGGGAACACGAUUCGUGACAGUCGACGCGUCGGGGAACCUGGUCGACACAGACGGCGACAUCAGCAGCCACCUAUCCAACCCCACGCAAAACAAGAAGACCAGAGCCGCCCGCGCACUUCCAAAUGACGACCAAGAUCUCAAGAAAGACAUUGAAGAAGAAAAGCCCCUCCCACCUUUCCUCGACACAAUCCUCCUAUCCAUACCCCUCACAACCCUCCACCUCACCCUCAGCUACCUGGCAGCCCACCAAUACGCCGAAACGAUCGACCUGCCCAAACUCUUCAAGGACUCUGCGACGACUGCGUUUCCACUGCUCACGUUAUUCGUGCAUCUAGCACAUGGUCAUAUUAUUUCCUUCGGCAAGGGCGGUUCGAAGGGAAAGGCUGAGCCUGCUCUUUCUCUGUUCCCGUUGACAAGAGAUAAAUUCACCCUUUCUUUUCUGCGGAGACUGUUGUUCCCGCCCGCGCUACGGACGCUGGUCUUUUUGCCUGUUGCGGCCCUUCUGGGGGCACAUCUUAUUGCCAUUACCAACGGGGAGCCGUAUUACGCUGUUAUGAAGAAGGCGCCUGCUGUGGGGACGAUUUGGAUUUGGUGCAUUUUGGAGCUGUCAUUUGGGGCGGCGGUGCUGGGAGCUUUGGGGCCUUUGGUGUGGGGAGUUUGGUGGAUGGGAUAUGGGAUUCUCUGA
This is a messenger RNA of Penicillium bovifimosum, 915 nucleotides long. RefSeq lists its product as uncharacterized. The record is from RefSeq and is a predicted model, not a curated record. The transcript has a single exon. Bases 1 to 915 code for a protein of 304 amino acids. NCBI's taxonomy places the organism in Eukaryota, Fungi, Ascomycota, Eurotiomycetes, Eurotiales, Aspergillaceae.